UACGCUUAGAAAAUGGGUAAAUCAACCUGUUCAAUCAACAUGUGAACAACAACAACAACAUCUCAUAAUUAUCAGCCAAAUGGACAUCGAAUGUCCACACCGAAUUCAUCAUCAUCAUCAUCAUCAUCAGCAUUUCGUCCAUUACCACAAACACCGGCUACUGAUGAAUUGUAUGCAAAUAUGCGUAAACAUUCAUUACAACCACAGCAAAAGCAACAGCAACAGCAGCAGCCACCUGUAAAUAUUCGAAUGUUGAAAACUCGACAAUUUGCAACGACAAGUACAAUUGAUCUAUCGAAUAGUGGUAAUGGUCAUAAUCAUCAUGUGGAAAAACUAACAAAAAGAUCAAGUUUACCACGUAAAAAUUUUUCAUAUCAAGAUUUAGAAUUUUUUGGUGGAGAAAAUCAACAACAAGAAAGUUCCAUAUUCUCGUGUAAUCAUCAUCAUCACCAUAGCCAUCAUGGUGGUUCAACACAAUCAUUGUAUCCGAGUUGUCCGAUGAAUCAUUGUUCUCCAUCAUCAAUUCAAUGUAAUCAUUGUUCUUAUCAUCAGCCAAAUCUCUGUUACGGUUGUAACAGCUGUUGUAAUCAUCGAUGGUCCACAAAUUCAAUGGAAGAAUUGCGAAGAAAUUCCAAUCAUCAUGACGUCGACGACGACAACGACGACGAUGGUGAUUUUGAAACAGAUGAUGAAGAUGAUAUGAUGAUAAUGAGAAUGGUUAAUAAUGAUGAUGGUCGUUUAUCAUCGAUUGGAUUAAGUCGUGAAACUAAAAAUCGUAUACGAAGAGCUCGGAUGAAACGUUCACAAUCAACAUAUACUAUGUAUGGUGUUGGUAAUCAUAAUUAUGACGAUGAUGAACAACAACAACAACAAUUUCCAACAGAUUUGCGGCAUAAUAAAAUUGGUUAUUCAAAUCGUUCGCCAUCGAUAAUACGGGCCAAUAAAUUUCCUACAUCAUCAUCGCCAACACCAUCAUUGAAAUCAGUUAAAAGUUUUUCUGAUCGUUAUCGUUAUUCGGAUUCAAUUUCCGAUUCAAGUUCAAGUUCACAAUCUAGAAAUAAAGUGAAUCCAAUUGCCAAAACAAAUAUUGAUGCUAAAAUCUCACCAAAUGAUGAUGAAGAAGAAGAAUUGGUCACUGAAUCUGGACAAUGGUCAUGUCGAUUCUGUACAUUCGUAAAUGAUUCUGGCCGUAAUGUUUGUGAAAUUUGUUGUAAAACAAGAAUAUCUUCAAAUUCCGAACAAAUUCAUUCGAAUAAACAAAAAGUAUCAUUAGUGAUGAAUGAAAAAACAACCAACUCAUCAACAACAGAAACGGAAAUUCAGAAACAACGUGAUCAUCAGCAGCCACCACCACCACCACCAACAAAAACCCAGGAACAAGAAAUCAUUUUUGAUGAAUCAUUUGUACGUGAACAAAUUGAAAUUGAAAAAGAAUUACAGAAACGAAAAGAAAAUGAAUUAAAAGUGGUCGAAGAAAAUAAAAAAUUGGAAAUAAAUGAUCAAGAUUUAUCUGCAAGUAAAAAAUCGAAUGAAAAAGAAUCGACAAACACGAAUCAAUCAAUAGCAGCUGAUGAUAACGAAUGUAAAGAAUUAGAUAAUCAUGAAAAAAUAGUGGCAAAAAUGAUUGAAGAAAAAAUUUCCGAACAAUUUGGUAAAUUGAAAUUAACGCCACCGGCAGCCACUGUACCAGUGGAUAAUAAUCAAAAUGUUACACCAAUCAAUAAUUCGACGACUACGAUGGCGAUGAUGAACGUACCGAUUUCAAAUGCAAAUCCGUGCACUGCAUCGAUGAUGAUACCACCAAAUUUUAGUCAAAAUAAUUCAAUACAGAAUAAUCCACAACAAUUUUAUCCAUUGAAUAAUCAAUGGUCAAAUAAUUCGACACCAUUACCGAAUUUCAAUAUGAACAAUGGUGGUGGUUUCAUUCAUCCGAGAACACCAUCAUCAAGUAGUAGUAAUUCAACGGCCAGUAUGUUUGGCUAUAAUGGCUUGAAUAAUUAUCCUCAACCGAUAAUCAAUCCAAUGAUGGUGAUGGAUCAUCCUCAAUCAUCUUUCAAUCAUCAUCAACAGAAUCCAGAUUCAUGUUCACAAAUCAGUAUGAAUCGAUUUUCAAGUUUCGACGAUCUACAAUCACUUAGUAGCGUGACAAGUUCGUCAUUAUUUUAUCCGGAUUCAAAUUUAUGUUGCACUACCCAACAAAAACAACAGCAACAUAAAUCAAUGAUUAAUUCUAGUAGACAAAUGAUACAAACACUUCGUGAAGCAGAGAAAAAAGGCUAUACAGCCGAUGAUCUUGAAGCAGCCAUACAAUUUUCUCCAGUUUCACCAUUGGAAUGGUUGGAAAAAAAUUGGAAAAAUCUCUGUGAAACCGUAAUGACAAUGUCAAAUAAUCAGAUUGUCGAAUUAGAACGUACGAAUGGAAAUAAGAUGCCGAAUUUCAUAAUGAUAACUGAAAAAGAUGCUAAAACUGCAUUGCGUUUAUGUAAAGGAAAUUUAUGGCAAUCGAUAGAGAAAUGUGUUCAAAGACAUCGAGAGAAUAAAUUGUUUAAUAAUGACACCGCCAACAACAACAAUGUUAUCAAUAAAAAUCUACCAUCGAAAAGUGAAUUUUUUGCAAUGAAAGUAACAGGAUUAGGAUCUGGUCGAGCAAAUAAUGAUGCAAAUCAUGUGCUGAUUGAUAAUGAAGAUAAUGAUGAUGGAAAUGAAUUUCAAAAAUCAUUUGCCAAUGAAACGCAAGAAUUUAAUUAUUCAGAACAUUCAAAAUUACCAAUGGAAGAAUUUCUUGCAUCACAAGAAUCAAUGAUGGAUAGAAAUGAAUUAUUAGAUUUUUAUCUACAAAAUAUUAAAAAUUCAAAAAAUCUGGAUUAUAAUGAACUUGAAACAUUGAUAAUGAAUUGGCAACAGGAAAAAGCAUCGUUUGAUCGUGAACGUCAACAGUCCAGGAUAAGGGAAAAAGAACGUGAAAAAAUGCAGAAAAUAAUUGAUGUACAAAAACGUAUAAGUGGUGGUAGUGGUGGUGGUUAUUUAUCCGAUGGUACCACCACUGAAGAAGAAUUGGAUAGAGAAGUUGCACGUGUUUUUCAGAAUCGACGACUAUCACAAUCUAUGAUGGAAACAAUUGAUUCAGAUCGUACACCAACAUUUACACAAGAAAUGGAUCUAUUUACAAUGUCUUCACCGGGAACAAGUGGAACUCAAAAUAUUCGGCCACAAUCACAGAUAAAACAAAGAAUUGAAUCAAAAUUGAAUGAAUUUGCAGCAAAACAUUCUGGAACAGCAACAACAUUAUCUAGUCGAACAAAUAGCAUUAUUUCAACGAAUGAUGAUGAAAAUAUUACGACGCCUAUUCAACAGCUUCAGCAACAAGUUGAAUUGUCACCCAUUUCAAUUUCGGAUAAUUCUGAUGAAAAUUUCAUUGAUGCCGUCGCAGAAAUUGUUGAAUCAUCAACAUCACCUUCAUCAUCGGCUAAAUCUACGGAAAAAAUCGUCAACACACCAAAACCGUUGAAAGCACAGAUUGUUGUGGACGAAAUUUUCAAUUUUAUGGCUAAAACACAACAAUUAUCUAAUGUUUGUGAAAAACACCAGACUGGAAUAGCUGUCGUUAAAAUAGCACCAGCCAAAGCUUUGGAUCAAAUUAUUACCACUAAUCAAAAUGAUUUGAAAAUCAUAUCCAGUGUCAAACACACCAAUGCCUGUGUGCCAAUGUCAACAGGUGAACCAAUGGUUAUAAAACCACCACCACCAGUAACGAAAUCGAAUCCGGUUGAAACCACGACGUCAUCAUUAUCGAUAAAGCAACCAAUAACGGGACCAUCAUCGUCAUUGUCCUUGAUUGGAAAAUCACCAGUAGAUGAUCAAUAUUCCUAUGAAUUUCAAUGGGCACGAACCGAAUUGGAAUGUGAAUUAUGUACGACAAUUAUGCCGAUACAGGAUAUUGUCGUUAUGAUUGCUUGUACACAUUAUGCAUGUCGUGAUUGUAUGAAAAAUUAUCUUACCAUUCAGAUACGUGAACGGCAACGUUUAGUUAUUACCUGUCCAUUUUGUAAUGAACCAGAUAUUAGUGCCGAUCAAGAUGAACAAGUUUUUGAAUAUCUUGCCAUAUUUGAUCCAUUCAUAAGGCAUAUAAUUGAUGCUGAUAUUUAUGAAUUAUUUCAACGUAAAAUGCGUGAUCGUGCCCUAAUGCGUGAUCCAAAUUUUAUGUGGUGCGUAAAGUGUUCAUCAGGUUUUAUUGUACCGAAUCCAAAAGCAUUGACAGUAAUCUGUCCAGAUUGUCGUAAUGCAUUCUGUCGUCAAUGUAAAAAACAAUGGAAAAAUCAACAUCUAAAUCUAUCGUGUGAACAAUUUGCACGAUGGGAAAACGAACAUGAUAUUGAUUAUGCUGAACAAUUGUUGAAUAAACAUCUGGAAGAAUUUGGAAUCGAAUGUCCAAAUUGUCAUUUUCGUUAUCAAUUGGCCAAAGGUGGCUGUAUGCAUUUUCGUUGUACCCAAUGUUCAUUUGAUUUUUGCGGUGGCUGUUAUCGUCCAUUUAAAUUGGGUAGUAGAUGUUUUCGUGCUAAACUAUGUGAACGGCUUGGCCUUCAUGCACAUCAUCCAAGAAAUUGUCUAUUCUAUCUUCGUGAUAAAGAUAUUGGCGAUCUACAAAAAUUACUUGAUCAAAAUAACAUUGAAUACAAGACCAAUGAUGGUGAUGUCGACCAUGGUGCUAAUAAUAAUAAUAAUAAUAAUAAAACGACAACUAUGACAAUUUCAAUAUCACGAUGUCAAGUAAUGGAACAGAAAGAGGUGAAUUUUGUUAUGAAAGAUAAACCAUGUAAUCGUUUUGUUGAAAUGGCUGGCCUUUGCAAAUUACACUAUAAAGAAUAUCUUGGAAAUUUAAUCUAUCGUAAUCAAAUUGAUCCGAUUCCAAUUCUAACUGAAAGUGAAUUAGAAUUAACAUUGAAAAGAGAAAAUAUUCGUAUUCCAUCAAAAAUUCGUGGCGAAGAUUACAUUGAAAAAUUGAAAGAGUUGAUCCGGGAAAAAAUUCCAUUAGAAUCGAAAUAGCGAUCAAUUUUUUGUUAAAAGAUUAAUACACGAUAAAACAUUAAUGAAAUAAUUAAA
Molecule: messenger RNA, 5100 nt
Organism: Dermatophagoides farinae (American house dust mite)
Lineage: Eukaryota; Metazoa; Arthropoda; Arachnida; Sarcoptiformes; Pyroglyphidae
Source: RefSeq, a predicted model, not a curated record